UCUCCUCUGCAAAAAACAAGCGUUGGACCGCGACUCGUCGUUUUGCUGCCUUAACGUUAGCUCGCGUAGUAAAACAUGCCGACGGAGCCUCUUCUGUCCAGCGUUAACGUGGUGCUAGUGAUGGCCUACGGCAGCCUGGUGUUUGUUUUACUGUUCAUCUUUGUGAAAAGGCAAAUAAUGAGAUUUGCCAUGAAGUCUCGAAGAGGACCACACGUUCCCCUCGGCCACAAUGCUCCCAGGGACCUGAGACAGGAAAUUGAAGCCAAACUGAACCUGGUCCAGAAGAUCCAGUUUGAGCCUCGUCUGCUGUCUCCGGAUGAUGAUCGGCUAAAGCAGAGGGAACGUGCAGACGUCCUGUACAGGAUGAGAGCCCUGGAUGCUAUCAGAGACAUUGAUCUCCCUUUCCAUGAAUUGGGUGGAACAUCCACCGCUGUGACGGGUAAAAGAUUUCGGACCUGGCUCUUGCAGCUACGAAAUUCUCACUCCAUGACGCAAGACAGCCAAAGCUCCCUCAUUGAGACAGUGCUGGAGGGGUACAAUAAAGCACGCCAUGGGGCAGAGGCUUUUGGUGAGGCAGAAUUUAUAAAAUACCAGGAAGCGCUAACUGAACUGGCCUCUGUUGUGAAGUCUCACAGCAGCAGCAGCACAUCGAGCCAGCACCACCAGUCGGCAGCCAAAGACCUGACCACCACCACAGAGAGCGAGAGUCCCACCUCCUCGCCCACGCACACCACCUACCUCACAGCAACGAUGCAGCAGCGUAACAAGCGGCCCAGACACUUCCUGGAACUGAAGAGCUUCAAGGACAACUAUGACACUUUGGACAGUUCGCUCUGAACAAGACACAUUUAAUCACAAGCUCAAGGACAAGGUAGAACUGCCACUGAAUAAAGUGCCUGUGAAAUGGCGACAGGGUUACUGCCACCAGAUUUUUAGAGUGACACUGCCUUCAUAUUCCAACAUGUAUUGUCUAGGUUUCAGCAUAGUUCAUACCAAACUUCUGGUACAAUGCUUUUACCUAAGUGUAUCUUAUGCUCACGUCCAUUAGUGUUUGACUAAGUAGGGUUGAUUUGACCAAAACAACCACAUGAGGCUAUGCAAUGCUAUAAGACAAUCAGUAUUUAUUGCACAAUAUAAAUGCUUAUGCAGACUUGUUGCAAUUAAUCAUCUGUAUUUAAAUAUGCCAAGAGUCACUGUUACUACUGUUACUACUCUUAUUACUGUAUUACUCUUAAUGGUUGCUUCACACUGGAGGAACAACACACAGCCUUGACAGUUUUUUUGCUACUGUGAAUCUGACAUUUUAUUUUUUAAAGCCUUACAUUCUACAGAAGCCAUUAUUUGAUUUGAAAUUAAGUGCUCUUUUAUUAUAAAGUGAAACUUUAUAAGUGCUCAGUGCAAUGUAAUUCAAUUGUUUUCCAGUGCAUUAUACAUUCUGAAUGUGAGGCACUGUAACUAGCUGUCCGGUUGGAGCUAAACUGCCCCGGCAUGUCUCUGCUGCCUGUUUUGGUUGCGUUCAGGAUUCUCAGUGAGAGUGAUUUAAGUUUUCUUUUCUUAAUGUAUAAGUUGCCAUUCAAAAAAAUUACUGACAUACAUAAGCUUCACAAA
Messenger RNA from Betta splendens (Siamese fighting fish), 1608 nucleotides. RefSeq names its product chromosome 16 C1orf43 homolog (gene ltap1). Gene Ontology annotation, biological process: phagocytosis. Bases 76 to 837 code for a protein of 253 amino acids. Lineage: Eukaryota; Metazoa; Chordata; Actinopteri; Anabantiformes; Osphronemidae. The record is from RefSeq and is a predicted model, not a curated record. The transcript is spliced from 7 exons.